Messenger RNA from Ailuropoda melanoleuca (giant panda), 2515 nucleotides. RefSeq names its product transmembrane protein 123 (gene TMEM123). The transcript has 5 exons. Gene Ontology annotation, cellular component: cytoplasmic vesicle. The record is from RefSeq and is a predicted model, not a curated record. The coding region runs from base 42 to 641 and encodes 199 amino acids. NCBI's taxonomy places the organism in Eukaryota, Metazoa, Chordata, Mammalia, Carnivora, Ursidae.
AGCGGCCGAGCGCGAGGCCGCCGCGUCCUGCCCUCGGAACAAUGGGAGUCGGCGCGCGCGGCGCCUGGGCCGCGCUGAUCCUGGGCGCGCUGCUCGUGCUGGCGCUGCUGAAGGCCGCCGUGGACAGCGCUGGCCUGGACGGAUCUGUAAGCACAAAGAAUUUGGUGCCUUCAGGAAACCACAGUACUAAGCCAACAGAGAAUGUCACCGCUGUGACCUCCAACCACACGAGCCAGCCCGCCAGCACCGUGAGGCAGUCGACAACUCCAGUGUCUUCUGUCUCCAAGACAGAGACUGUCACGGCCUUGACAUCCACAACAGCUACAACCACAGCACCCGGAGGCUCUGCAAACAGGACUAACACCAGCUCAGUUUCACAGAACACGACCCAGAUGACGCCAGCCACAGCCACCACCACAGCCCACAACAGUUCGGCCACAUCUGUUUCUUCAUCUGUAACGAUCACACCCACUAUUAACUCUAAGGGAAAUCCAGGACCAAAAUUUGAUACUGGCAGCUUUCUUGGCGGUAUUGUGUUAACACUGGGCGUUCUGUCGCUUCUUUACAUCGGAUGCAGAACAUAUUAUUCGAGAAGAGGCGUUCGGUAUAGAACCAUUGACGAACACGAUGCCAUCAUUUAAGGAAAUCCGAGGACCGACGGAAAGAAGAUUGAUAAUUGCCCUCUCGAUUAAUUUUAAUCAUUCUUGAAAAGAGUACACAGGCCAUGCAUAUAACGUACAACACGCUAUAUAAACAUGUAAAGAUUCCUCACUGUUACUAAAGGUAAAAAGGGUUUGAUUUGGGUUUUUUAAAUGAGUAUUUGGAGCCAAUCAUGUUAAGUAGUAAGAGAAGUCUGCCCUUUCUGUGGCACUGGUCCCACUGGGCAGUAACUGGACGACAACCUCACUGAAGGGCACAGUGCCACCGAGUCCACAAGUACGGACCGCAGGGUUUUCACACAAAUGCCACACGGCAGAAACUCGAGGAACAAGCCAGCUUUUGCAGCUUAGUACUUGGUCUAGAAGCAACAUGCACUGCCCCCCGGCCCACUCAGAACUAGACCCAGCUGUGGGGCUCGGCGCUGCUGGAGCCUGUGUUCCUACGACAACUGCUUCCAACCACUUAAGUACUGUUGCCUCCGGGUGAUUUCAGUAAAUUGCGAUGUUGAGUUAGGUUUUUUGCUACUGUGAGAAUAGUGUCACUACUGGAAAGGGCUUUAUUUCAUAUGCAAGCUAAUCUUAUGUGUAGUGAAUAUUUGUAAGAGCUGCAGAACUCCACGUAGCAAGGACCACGUAACGCAGUGUAAGCCUCCCUAACAAGCUGCAGGGCUCAGUCGGGGGAGGGGGGGCACCACCAACCACAGCUCUGUUCUUCAGCCCAUUCCGCCUGCAGGACGACAGUGCUGCAUUUUUGUGCACGGUUGAUUUUACUCAGAUUUGGGGAAAUUGCAUUUUUAUACUGAAAAAAACCUUUGUAUUGGGAUUAAGUUUUUGGUCCUCUCCAGGCCUCGUCUCCCGUGGAGGGGCACUCGGCUGUAUUAUGGUAACACAGAAAGCACAGUGUUGGAGGGACACUGGUGUCCCCCAAUGUCGGUCUGAGGGUUCGGUCUUAUAGUUUAUAUUACAGCAGCCAAAACUCAGGGUCAAGUUUGGCAAAAAAAAAAAAAAAAAAAAAAAAAUUUAGUCCUACUACGUGACCACCCAAGAUAGAAAUACCAUCUUACUAAAAGUACAGCCUGUUUCUGCUAAUCCAAAAAUAAGCUAAGAGAUGUCCUUGUGACCCUGCGUCUAUAUUGAAUAAGAUUUAAAUGUAACUUGUGAUCAGCUUUUGGUUUUCAGAGAAUGCCAAGAAUUUUUAUAAAAGCAUCAUUUCUAUUCACUGUGCACUGGGCUGAGGCAAGGAUCAGGUGACAGGGCAGGUGUGCAAGGCGCACAGUGUGGCAGGAAGCCUGGUCUGCCCCAGUGUGCAGGGAGAGGUGGGCUAGUUAGUAACAUACCACGCACCUGCCUGGUCUCCAGCUGCUUUCAUUUCUUUGCAAAAUAGACGUAAGCUACAAGUAGAUGCUUCUGUCUCGUUCAACGGGGGCCUUUUAAAUUCUGCCUCUUUCUGCAGCACUUGGGUCACUAGAUAACUUGGCCAGCUGCCUGUGCUUUGGGUCUAAAAACUGUCUUCUCCGUCUGGAAGCUGUUACUGUUAUUCUUUUCUGCCCCCGCACACAAAGGGGGAAGUGGGGGUGCGAACCAUGGCUUCCCUGGGGCGCACAUGUCCUAAUUCUGCUUGCAUUGAGAAUGUAUUUACUUGAAGAUCUAUUAGAAUCCAAUCUAGGACUUUAGAUAAUCCAAAACCUGAGUAUUUCCCAUACAGAGAAAUGAGAGUUAGCAAUAUAUUAGUGAGAAUUUUGUAUUUUUCAGGAGAAAAACUUAAAUUCCUUUUCUUUUUAUUAUAAUGACCAGCUUUUGGUAUUUUCACUGUUACUGAGAUCUAUUUUUAGAAUAAAAUUUUGUUCUCCAUCUAA